Guyanagaster necrorhizus is the source of this 2138-nucleotide messenger RNA. RefSeq lists its product as uncharacterized. Lineage: Eukaryota; Fungi; Basidiomycota; Agaricomycetes; Agaricales; Physalacriaceae. The coding region runs from base 36 to 1982 and encodes 648 amino acids. The transcript is spliced from 5 exons. Gene Ontology annotation, biological process: maturation of SSU-rRNA from tricistronic rRNA transcript (SSU-rRNA, 5.8S rRNA, LSU-rRNA). Gene Ontology annotation, cellular component: nucleolus; small-subunit processome. The record is from RefSeq and is a predicted model, not a curated record.
CCUUGUACGACCUUCACUCGUCGCUGCAGCAGCGUAUGACAUCGCUCUUACCGUCCCACCAUCACCGGUCCGCAUCUUGGACGACUGCGCUUCAUGUACCGCUACCAUGUGGCCGUAAUCGACUGCGCAUUCCUCUUCCGAACUUGCGCGUCUUGCAUGCAGCUAGCGUCUCCCGCUACGGCAAGGGAAAGGGCAACGCUCUCAUAUUUUCUGUCUAUGCAGCUAUAUUUCUAAUCAUUUAUGCCUUGCUGCCUUCAUUCAGCAUCACUCCCACGCUCGUGUUCAGGCGAGAGGAUCUGAGACGGAUAUGGAAGUGGGAAAUAGAGAGUGGACAUUAUCCAACGAGGCACCGUAUUCCCGAGGAAUUAGGUUUGGUCCCUGUCGACAAUCCCGCCUUGCCUCUGCAACGCUUCGGUCACGACCCAGGGCACGGCGUCGGUCGCAAGAGAUUUUAUUUGAAUGUCGAAGCAACGCCUCCGCACGUCGCAUAUGCACCCAGACCAAUACCAGGCAGUAUCGCCGACUUGGACGUGAUCAUGGAGCACUGUGAUGUCUCAGGUAACAGGUAUGUUCGUGACUGCCUUGAAGUGCUUCGCGUAGGCGCUGGACUGGACAACGACGAGCGUGUGCGCCAGCCGGUCCCCGACGGGUGGAAAUAUGUCUUCGUCGAAGACACCGUCACUCAACCAAUUCCCACACGAACUCUUCACUCCUUUUUUGCAUCCAAGAAUAAAAGAAAGGCACUCUUGGAUGCGAAAUUUAUCAAAAAACCCAACGUCGAAUGGGAACCAUCACCUAUAUCCCUGCCUCCGACGCAGGAAUAUCACGUUUACUCCUCCGCCCAUGGCCCAUGCGACCCCAAUGAUCCCCGUAUCUUUCAUAUGUAUUGGACAGGAAAAUUUACAGACAAACCAUAUUUCGCCAUCAUUUCAUUUCUUUUCACUCAAAACAUUGGCCUCCAUGCUCCAGACUACGAAGACGAACGUGUCUUCUGUAGGCCCCAACUCUGGCUUUGGAUCAAUCCCGUCCCCGCCGCUGCAGAGCCUCCCCCCGAUGCUCACUCCGACUUGAUCAAGGAGCUGCGAGAGAACCCUUGGUCGGCACCAUUUUUCCAUCCUCGAUUCUCUCGUGUGAUACAGUUCAGAUUCUGGAACACAACAGAACAGCUUGACAGUCUUCCCGAACUCAAAGAUGACUGGAGACAUGUCGGGAGCGUAUUCAAAUCUCAUGGCAAGUCCUAUUCGCGCGGCAGCAAAGCAGCCCUCCGAAGUGGUUCCAAGUCUUCCUCCUCCUACGACCGGCUUUCUGUCAUAAUGUCCGAUAUGGUCCGGUUUGUAUUAUGCCAGCGCUUUGGAGGCAUCUACUUGGACGCGGACACACUCUUUCUACGUGACUGGGAGGAGCUGUGGGGAUGGAAAGGUUCAUUCUCAUACCGCUGGGCCUUCCAUCAAAGAUACAACACCGCCGUUCUUCGACUGAACAAGGGUUCGGCCUUGGGGACGUUUCUUCUCCGGACUGCCUUGAAAAAUGAAUUGGACUUCCAUCCGGUUCCUGCUUCAAAUUACCUCAAGCAUGGACGGUUGGAUCCCCUGCUUUACCGUGCACCCGGGGCCUUGUUCGAUCCUGCCUGGAUGAACACGGAUGGAUAUCAGCGAGAUAGGCCUCCGCAACCAUACUUCAAAAGGUUUUCUGACUUUUUUGAAACGCCUUCGUCCGUCGGCGGCUCCCCGCAAGCCUUAGGCUUUGAUGGAUUCUUCAAAGGUGCCUUUUCGUAUCAUUUCCAUAACUCCUGGUGGAAACCCGUGGACCCGGGACAGAAUUGGCCCAAUCUCGGACAAGAGUUUGGAAACAAUGCUACGAACGAUGCUGUUUUCCCCGAUGACGAACGAGAUUGGAGCUGGUCGACUGUUCUGAAGAGGACUUUUGAAGCUUAUAUAAGGGGGGAAAGGCCGAAUAUGUAUGGCGAAUGGAUACUCUGGUAAUCGGGUUUCUUCAUGCCAUGGACCGAUAAAUACUGUAUUGACAUUUUGCAUGUUGACGACGACCCAUUUACGACCAUAUAGAUCGCAGACUUCGAAUUCAGUUCUCACCUUACAGCAUGUUCUAAUAAUAUUGUCGCAAUGCGCACCCAGUCCAUC